AUGGUCGCUCCACGCAUGUCGCUCAAGUUCUUGGGCACAUCGUCCAUGCCCAACUCGACGCGCAACUACUCGUCGCUCCUCUUCAAGCUCGACAACCACACCCUCAUGGUCGACUGCGGCGAUGGCACCCAGCGUCAGCUCCGCUCGCGCUACAUCGGCGGCGAAGAGCGCUUGGCCAACCUCAAGACCAUCCUCAUCACCCAUUUGCACGCCGACCAUGUGCUCGGCCUCGUGCCCAUGCUCAUGUCCAUCAUGGGUCCAACUGGCGUGCCUGUUGCUCCGGAUGCUUCGCCACGCGUCGAGAUUUAUGGUCCGCCAGGCCUGCGUGCGUUGGUACGCACGACAUUAUCGCUCUGCUAUGCGCAGCUCAGCGGCAAGUACGUCGUGCACGAAUUCGUCUGGCCAUCGUCGAGCGAGCUCGCCCAAGGCGCGGCAUUUGCGUUGCACAACCAGCCCGAGCGCAGCAUCCCCGACAUGCCGCAGCACGAAGGCGAGGCGAGCGGAGGCCGCGACCUGCACAUGGAUGCGAGAUCAUCAAGCUGGCCCAACUUCCUCUCCAUCAAGCCCUCACCCCAGUCUCCGGGCGUUCGGAUCAGCGCCGCGCCCAUCUCGCACCGCUGCCCCACGCUCGCCUACGUGUUCGAAGAAGACGCCAGAGCAGGGCCUCUCGACCCAAGCAUCGCCGAAGCCCUCAAACGCAACGGCCCCGCUCUGCACGAACAGCGCGGCAUUCGCCAUCCACUCUCGCUCCUCUCCACCCUCACAACGCAGCGACGAUCCGUCCACCUCCCCGACGGCACCGUGCUCGAUCCUCCUCCACUUACGUUUCCGGGCCGAAAAGUCACCGUCAUGGGCGACACCAGCGAUGGCACAGGUGGAUUCACCCCCGACCAGCUACACGCAGGCUGCGGACUACCCGCGCUUGCACAUGGCUCCGACGUGCUCGUGCACGAGAGCACCAACAUCGCGCUGCCUGCCCACCUCAACCGGAACGGCAAGCCCGAUUCUCUCGAUGACAUUGCGGCCAAGGCAAAGCUGCGCGGCCACUCUGUGCCCCAGGUCGCCGGCCAAUUCGCUGCGCUCGUCAAUGCGCGACGCCUCGUCCUCAACCAUUUCUCCACAAAGUUCCCCAGCCCGCCGCACUAUCUUCUCGACACUGCUGGCACCAGUGCCGAAUCAGCGGCGCAGCCUGUGGAGGAGGACGGCAAGCAGCUGGGCGACCCGGAACGCCGCGCACGCAUCAUGAAGCAGUUCGAGCUGCAGGCUUUCCAGGCGUGGCAGCAGAGCAUCAAGACCGGUGCGCAGCAGCUCGAGGUGUUUUCCGCGUUUGACGGCUUUCACUUUGAAGUCCCUCCGCGCGACGAGAUGGGUGCUUCCCAGCAAGAGCCCGGUCACGUAUUCGCCAGACCGUGGGAACAGCCCCAGGGCGAUGCGGUUGGCAACGGCCUGAAGCGCAAGCAUCCCGAGGUGGUCGACGCCGAAAACGUGUGGGAUCCGUCUCCGUUUCUGCUUUCGUCUGCCAGCACGCCGGUGCCUAGGUACGCGCUGGUGUUGCUCAACUCGCCCAUCGACGCGCGCCAGAUGGGCCACUUUCGACGACUGUGGGCAUCUGCCUCGCUACGCCUCUGUGCCGACGGUGCAGCCAACCGACUGUUGGACGCGUUUGGAUCUUCGGCCUUCGACGCCGAUUUGCCACUACCGCAUGCGAUCCUGGGCGACUUGGACUCGAUCCUGCCCUCGACGCAACAAUUCUUCGAAUCGAAAGGCGUAGCGGUACACAAGCGUCCGUCGCAGUACGCCACCGACCUACAGAAGACGAUCCAGGAAGUUGAAGAUCACGAAGACUCUGGCGACGAACACACGCUGAUCAUCUACGGCGGGCUGGCGGGGCGGCUGGAUCAGAGCGUGCAUACGCUACAUGUGUUGUGGCAGCUUGCACCCGGUGCUGCUGAUCUGGGCAGCGUCAUUGAUCCCUCUCAACCCAACGAUCGCGGCAACCGGCUGCGCAAGAGACGGCGAACGUUUGCAAUUGGGGACGGAAGUGUGGCUUGGCUGCUACCCACAGGCAAGCAUACGCUUAGGAUGGCGCGCGAGGUGAUGGGCAAGACGUGCGGUGUGCUGCCUUUGGGAGUUGGCAAUUCGGGCGCUAAAGUGACGACAAAGGGGCUCGAGUGGGAUCUGCAGGGUGACUUGACGACUCUGGGCGGGUUCUUAUCCACGUCCAAUCAUGUGCAUGACGAGCAGGGUGUGGUGCAGGUCGAGACCGACGAGCCGGUGUACUGGACCGUCGAGUUGCGGCCGGACGAGGCGAGCAGUCUAGCCGCAUGA
Moesziomyces antarcticus is the source of this 2328-nucleotide messenger RNA. Its product is annotated as metallo-hydrolase/oxidoreductase. The transcript has a single exon. NCBI's taxonomy places the organism in Eukaryota, Fungi, Basidiomycota, Ustilaginomycetes, Ustilaginales, Ustilaginaceae. The record is from RefSeq and is a predicted model, not a curated record. Gene Ontology annotation, cellular component: nucleus. Gene Ontology annotation, molecular function: ATP binding; thiamine binding; thiamine diphosphokinase activity. Gene Ontology annotation, biological process: thiamine metabolic process; thiamine diphosphate biosynthetic process. The coding region runs from base 1 to 2328 and encodes 775 amino acids.